UCGGGCAUUUCAUUUAUCCUCGCACUGUUCUCUCUUCAGACGCCAGACGCCAGACGCCAGACGCCAGACGCCCCCAAUCUCUCUUCCGCGAUUUCUCCAGCGGCGACGAGUGCUGCCGGCUGAAAGUGACAGCGGCGACGUUCCCUGUUCAAGCUCAACUCUUCGGCGGCAGGGGAAGAAUUGGCGGCGACAGUGAGGUUCCGUACAUCCUCUACUCCGGAAGUGUCGUUCCAGUUCCUUCCCAUCCAUCAGCAAGCUUCGAAGAGUUCCUGCUGGAGUAGGGCAUCUCCGAAGAAGCUUCUGCAUCUCAUCCGACCCUGCUGCGAGUUUUCCAGUGGCUGUUCUCGUUCCCGGAUUCAUCCGAUUGGGCUAGGCUAGAGUGGUUUGCAAGGGCCGAGCACGAUCGACUGAGAAAGAUCAGCCACCUUCAUUUCCAGUCAACUUCCAACGAAGGGGUUCUUCGUUGAAAGAUUCGUUCAUCGUCGUCGUUGAGCGAGCACUGCUGGUAUCUUAGCUGCUGUCCACCGGAUUUGGGGGUUCCGGAGCCGGGUCUCCGUGUGACGGCGAAGGUAGUCAAUUGGUGUAUGAUCGCAGAAGAGGGUUUGGUUGAGUAUUCUCAGUGGGAGAGGUAGAUAUUCGUGGAUGGUUGCGUUUCCUCGACAAGUGCAUGUUUCUCUUAUCACCCUCCAGCCAAACCCAAUCGCCCGCUUCCAUAGACAGGUCAUUUCUUCAAUGACUAGCCCAUGCUAUGCACAUGCUAAAUUUCUUCCAUCCAAAAGAAAUUAUGAAGGAUACAUUCCAACAACUUGCACUGCAUCCUCAUUGCUUUUAUCUCGGCAAUCUUCACCAGUGACCCAUAAAAUCUCCUUGGGCUUGGGAGUCUCAGCCCAGUUCACUUAUGAUGCACCCCAACGAUCAGAGGAAUGGUUCACUCUCCGGAGAGAGAAGCUAACUACAAGUGCCUUCAGCACGGCUUUGGGGUUCUGGAAGGGCAAACGUCGGUCGGAACUGUGGUAUCAGAAGGUUUUUGCAGAAGAAGUCGACACGAUGGAGGCAUCUGCUAAGGCUGCAAUGGAGUGGGGUGUGUUUAAUGAGCCUACUGCUAUAAAGCAGUACAAGAGUAUUACCGGAAGAGAUGUUAGCUCCUUAGGCUUUGCAGUUCAUACCGAGGCUACACUUGAUUGGCUUGGAGCAUCUCCUGAUGGACUUCUUGGUUUGUCCCCAGAUGGUGGGAUUUUGGAGGUGAAAUGCCCCUACAAUAAAGGCAUGCCCAAGUCUGCAUUGCCAUGGAAAAUCAUGCCACACUACUACAUGCCUCAAGUGCAGGGCCAGAUGGAGGUCAUGGAUCGCGAAUGGGUCGAUCUCUAUUGUUGGACACCCAACGGCAGCAGUCUAUUUCGUGUAUAUCGGGAUCGUGCAUAUUUUAAGCUGAUGCAUAAAAUCCUUUACGAGUUCUGGUGGGGCAACGUGAUGCCGGCGAGACAAGCAUUGCUUAUGGGAAGAGAAGUAGAUGCCAGACUUUACGAGCCUACGCCAAAGCAUCAGCUGACGAGUCUGGUGGUUAGUGAAAGCAAGAAACUGGCUGUCACGGCGAAGCUCUUGUGCACAGACAUUGGAGGUCGUGUGGAGUUCUUCAGAUGAUGUGCUCACUCUAGAAGCCCAAAAUUGCGUAUACUGAUCACAAAAUCUGUUCACAUCUCAUCUCUCGCACUGCCUUCUUAUCAUUAUAUUGCAAUGGCUGUGUUGAUGGUGUGCAAAAAGCAAGCAGUAAUAUCUCUCACAAAAGAAUAGUGAUUUCGGUAUUGUUAACUUGAUUCUUUAGCUCGUAAGCAUCGUAUUCAUUACAGCUUUCUCAAUUAUUUUUGUUUAAUUA
Messenger RNA from Zingiber officinale, 1873 nucleotides. RefSeq lists its product as uncharacterized. Bases 643 to 1641 code for a protein of 332 amino acids. The record is from RefSeq and is a predicted model, not a curated record. Lineage: Eukaryota; Viridiplantae; Streptophyta; Magnoliopsida; Zingiberales; Zingiberaceae. The transcript has 3 exons.